This is a messenger RNA of Nanorana parkeri, 5810 nucleotides long. RefSeq names its product zinc finger protein 609 (gene ZNF609). Gene Ontology annotation, cellular component: nucleus. Bases 432 to 4754 code for a protein of 1440 amino acids. The record is from RefSeq and is a predicted model, not a curated record. Gene Ontology annotation, biological process: regulation of transcription by RNA polymerase II. Lineage: Eukaryota; Metazoa; Chordata; Amphibia; Anura; Dicroglossidae. The transcript has 11 exons.
CGACCUCUCGCGGGAAGGGGCGGAGAUCCCGGUCGGAUCAGUGGGCGUGUCUCCGGCCGCGCCGGAAGCGCUGUCCUCCUCUUGGUCCGAACUGGUUGUGGCCUGUGUGUACGGUGAAGCCUGGAGCUGGAGUAAAGGCUGCGCGAACUUGUUGCGGGGGGAGGGCGAUGGGAUGGGGGGAAGCCUGGGCCCCGUGUGACCCGAUCUCCGGGGAGCUGUGUGAGAUAGGACAAGAUGGAGGACACUUAAGGCCAGAGUGAGGUGACAAUGCUGCAUCUUCAGCCGCCCUCUUUACAUGUAUAGUCUAAGCAUCCUGCCAUUCUGUUCCUGCCUUUGGUAAAAGUGUUGUACCAGGUCCAGGCUGGAGAGGAGGGAGGCAGGCAUCACCCCCUGGAACACUAUAAGGCCUCAGGAGAGUGUGUACACUUAAGAUGUCCUUGAGCAGUGGCGCACCAGGAGGGAAAGGUCUGGACACAAAUCCCGUGGAGACCUAUGAUAGUGGUGAUGAAUGGGACAUCGGUGUGGGCAAUCUGAUUAUUGACUUGGAUGCUGAUUUAGAAAAAGACCAGCAGAAGCUUGAGAUGUCAGGAUCUAAAGACGUGGGCAUGCCAGCCCCCAACGCAGUGGCCACUCUACCUGAUAACAUUAAGUUUGUGACACCUGUGCCCAGUGGCCAAAGCAAGGAAUCAAAGUCAAAAUCAAAGAGGAAUAAAAGUAGCAAAGAUGGAGGACGAAGCAGUCAGGCUUCCUCUGGACUCUUCUCAGCAGGGGAUGCAAGUAAAAAGGAAGUGUCGGGACGUUCAGCAGAUGGUGGGGGCAGCUCAGGAGUUCCCUCUUCCACAGUAACUCCUACAAAAGCAGGAGAAAAAUCUGGCAAGGCUGCCAGGAGCUCUUCUAGCUCUAAAAAGGAAAGUGGCAAGGCCAAAAAGGACAAGAAUGAGGUACCUCUGGCAAGUGGCGAGAAAGAGCCUCUUGGAGUUUUGCAGACAGCCCCUGGAGUGGGGGGUCGAGGAACUACAGUGCAAGAAGCUAUGGGGACUGCAGUAGAGCAGCUGGGUGGGGGCAUUGCCACGGACAGUGGAAGUACAUUGAGUGUUAUCAAAACAGAGAAUGAGGAUCCUGAACUAGAAAAUCGUGGAUUAAAGAAAGUCAAGUCAGAGAUGAUGGAGUCUCCUGUGUGUGCAGCUACAGGGCUUCCUCUGCAUCUGCUGGUCCCAAUGGUGAACAAUGACAUCUCCUCUCCAUGUGAGCAGAUCAUGGUACGCACAAGAUCUGUCGGUGUCAACACCAGUGAUGUCGCUCUAGCCACUGAACCAGAAUGUCUUGGACCAUGCGAACCAGGCACCAGCGUGAACUUGGAAGGCAUUGUAUGGCAGGAGACUGAAGAUGGAAUGCUGGUAGUAAAUGUGACUUGGAGAAACAAGACCUAUGUUGGCACACUGCUGGAUUGCACACGGCAUGAUUGGGCACCACCUAGAUUCUGCGACUCUCCCACCAGUGACUUGGAGAUGCGGAAUGGACGGGGGAGGGGUAAACGCAUGCGUCCAAGUAGCAACGCUCCCAUUGCAGAAGGCACACCAGCUGUUGAUGGUAAAGGUGCAAGCAGUAGCAGCAGUAGUAGCAGCAAGACGCGUGCUGGAGCAAACAACAAAGGGAGACGUGGAAGCCAGAAUUCAGGAGAUCAUCGUCAACCACCUUGUAAUACGUCGGAGGAUAUAAAAGCUAGUCCCUCAUCCGCUAGCAAGCGAAAAAGCAAGCCCCCAUCUGACAUUGAACUGACUUCAAGCUCAGAAGAUUCCAAAGGGAGUAAACGUGCUCGCACAAAUUCUAUGGGAUCUUCGUCUGCCCCAUUGUCUGGAUCCUUGCCUUUAACAGUACCAUUAAGCACUAUCAAGGUAGAGCCAGCUGCACUGGAUAGGAAUUGUUCUUCACCGAUAUUAAUAGACUGCCCACACCCCAACUGUAACAAGAAAUACAAGCACAUUAAUGGCCUGAAAUACCAUCAGGCCCAUGCACACACAGAUGAUGACAGUAAGCCAGAGGCAGAUGGAGAUAGUGAGUGUGGGGAGGAGCCUCAUCUCCACCUUGACUUGGGUGGCUGCAAUGGUACUUUUCCUUCUCAGAAGGGUUCUCUUUCCCCUGCCAGAUCUGCCACACCUAAGACUCGUUUGACUGAACCACCAAGUCCUACACUUUCUUCCAAGCUCGGAAGUAAAGGUUUAUGCAAAAAGAAAAUGGGCACUGAAGGUGACACUGACCCCGGAGCACUUUCUAAUGAUGGGUCAGAUGAAGGCCCCAUGGCGGCGGAUGAUACAAGCAAUGAUGGUUUUGAGUCACAAGAGAAGCGAAUGGGUGAAAAAGAUGCAAAGAAAGGAAAUGGGAAUAACAAACAAGAUAAAUUGGCUUCAUCAAAAAGUGUUAAGUCUACACGUCCCAUUGCACCUGCUAUAGUUCCACAACAGAUGUAUACUAUUCAGGCGACCAAUUUUACCGCUUCAAGUCCUGGAUCUUCAACUGGCCUCACUCCCACAGUAGUACAAACCAUGCCUACUAGCCCACAACUUAAGCCCAUACAGCCCAAACCAACAGUUAUGGGAGAGCCAUCUAGUAUUAAUCCAGCAUUAACACCAUCAAGAGAUAAAAAGAAAAAGGAUAAAAAGAAGAAGGAACAAAGGGAUGAAGAAAGUCCUGGAACUUCCAUAAAAGUUGGUCGUCCUGAAGACGGGAAAAGUCCUUAUGGGGAAGCAGUCGCUGAUUGUUCAAGCAAAGGGGAUGGACUUCUUAAUGGCUCUGAUGCUCAUCAGAGCCGCCUGGCCAGUAUUAAGGCUGAGGCUGACAAAAUCUAUAGUUUCACAGACAAUGCACCCAGUCCCUCUAUAGGUGUAGGAGGAAGUACUUCAAACCGAAUGGAGAACCCUAGUCCCAAUCAGCCUAUGACACCGCUACAUGUUGUGACCCAAAAUGGGGCAGAAGGGGCUUCAGCUAAAACGAACAGUCCAGCUUACUCUGAUAUUUCUGAUGCAGGUGAAGAUGGGGAAGGCAAAAUGGAAGGCACAAAGGUCAAGGAUCCAGAGCAGAUGGUGAAGGAAAGUGCCAAAAAGUCCCUUUUUCCACCUCAGCCCCAGAAUAAAGAAUCCCCUUACUAUCAGACAUUUGAAACCUAUUAUUCUCCAAACUAUGCACAUUCCAGUCCUGGUCCUGGUGCCAUGAAUCCUACUGGUCAGACUACACCAGAAAGUCAGCCACUUAAAGUCAAGAAAGAGGAGGACUUGGAAGUUACUGAAGUAAAAAUGAAAGUUGAGCAACCGGAAGAUAAAAAGCCAGAGCUGAGCACUAGCCAGCAGCCUUCAGUUAUUCAGCAGCGUCCUAACAUGUACAUGCAAUCACUCUACUAUAAUCAGUAUGCCUAUGUGCCUCCCUAUGGCUACACUGAUCAAGGCUAUCAUGCCCAUCUACUUAGUACUAACCCAGCAUAUAGACAACAGUAUGAGGAGCAUCAGAAACAAAGACAGAACCUGGAACAGCAACAGCAGCAGCAGCAACGUAGCCUUGAAAAAAAAAACGAGAUGGCCAUGAGAGACAGAGAGGCUUCUCUAAAGGAAGAAUGGAAACACAAGUCUUCAGUACCUCCUACACUCACAAAAGCUCCAAGUCUGACAGAUUUAGGGAAGUCUUCUUCCAGUAAGCCUAAGGAGCUAGGACCCGGGCCUGACCCUGGCAAAUCUGUGAUUAUUCCAAAGCCUGAGGAAUCUGCCAAAAUGUCAGUGCAGCAGCCAGAAAUGUUAAAAACAAAAAUGUCAGAAGGAGGAGGACACACAGGGAAGGAAACUGCAGAACCUUCCAAACCUGUAAGCGAAUGUAAUAGGCAGGCUGGUCUAGACCCUGUCCUUUGGUAUAGACAGCAGCAAGAGGCAGAAUCACGCAUGUGGUCCUAUGUCUAUCCCAAGUACACAGAUGCUUUAAAAGCUGAUGAUGAAAGAUGGAAAGAAGAGAGGGAACGUAAGGUCAAGGAAGAACGGAGUCGCAGCAAGGAAGCUUCCUCUAAAGAGGACAGCAAAGAAGGUGUUAAUGUCGAAGCGAAGGGACCACAAACUGAGGACCUUCGUGUGCUGCCUAAGGACCCCCGCACUAGUACUCAUGUUCCUGUGUCAUCGCCACUUACCCAACAUCAGUCCUAUAUUCCAUAUAUGCAUGGCUAUACUUAUAGUCAAGCUUAUGACCCCAGCCAUCCAAGCUUCCGUGGAAUGCCAGCAGUCAUGAUGCAAAACUACCCAGGAUCUUAUCUCUCCCCCAGCUAUCCUUUCUCCCCAUAUGGCAACAAGGUUUCUGGAAGCGAAGAAUCUGAGAAAUCACGAGCCAGCCCAAGCUGUAAACCCACCUCUGAAUCGAAGGCGCUUGAUAUUUUACAACAACACGCUAGCCACUACAAAAGCAAAUCCCCCACUAUCUCAGAUAAAUCUCCCCAGGACCGAGAUCGAGGUGGCUGCAGUAUACAAGGUGCUUCUACAGCAGGUCCGGGUGGCUGCAGUAGUAUGGGGGCACCAGACCGAGGAUUAAGUGACAGAAAUUCAGAAAGACCCCGAACCUCUCCAUCCCAAAGGUUAAUGUCCACACACCAUCACCACCAUCAUCUUGGCUACUCCCUUUUGCCUGGCCAGUAUCAACUGCCCUAUGGCACAGGUUUGUCAUCUACACCCAUUGUAGCAAGUCAGCAGGGUUCCGCGCCAUCACUUUACCCACCCCCGAGGAGGUGAAAGCGAAAAAACAUCUGUCAAGUUCCGUGUCUACACAAGUCAUGUGACUGGAUCACAGGACACAUCUGAAAGAGUUGGCGCAGUUGAAUGGUGUUUCCACCAAGGGCUCCUCAGUUCCUAUUCAGAUCCAGGACACACAAGUCUAAUUGUUGCCCCUUCAAAAGCUCAGCUCUCCUCUUCCUAUUCUAUGGAGACCUGGUUUUGCAAAACAUGACUGUAUUUAUUCUUGCAUUUCUCCAGUGAACUGGGCCAUGAGGAGAAGACUUUCCUUGUUCAUAGUGAAUAUGAAUGCACAGCAUCAAACACCUCAGUCAUAUUGUGGAACAUUCAGGGUCAGGAAAUGGCAUCCUGUACCUACAGACUCUGGUUAAAUGUUAUUUUCAAGUUACUAUGAUGAUGACUUUGUUCCUGUCCUGUUGUUGACACUCCAUCAACCAUGGCUCAUCAGUUUAUGGAUUUGAGAUUUGUUUUGACCACAUGCUCAGGCAUCUGAUUUUUCACAGGUUACGCAGGUCAAGGGAGGCUUUUGCAAAUACGACGUCGACAUACCUUUCGAAUAUUCAGUUUUAUGUUUUAAACGUUUAGGGAAUGGCUUUUAAGGAGCUGUUUCUUUUCAAUAUCCUUCAGUUCCACAUGUCUGUUUUCUGAUCGAAUGUCUGAAUUUUGUCAUGGCAGUUACUAGAACUUGGUGUUUGUGCUUCAUUGGCCAACCACAUAGAGAUACAGAGGGUACCUUUUUUGUGAACCUACAGGCUGAAAGUUAAUGUUACUUUGCACUGUCUGAGCAGCUCUGGUUCACUACUCAACUUGUCCCCACCGAUGCCUUUUUUUUUUUUCCUUCUUGAUUGAACAACACAGAUAUUAACCUCAAAGCUCUUAAUCUCCUGUUUUGCUAAUCCCCUAGAAAAUGGGAGAAAUGAAAUGGUUAAUUUUAUAUAUGCGGAGGCAUGAAGACAUUAUUGUAAUAAUGCAGGGCUCCCAGUUCUGCCCCUUGGCUGUGUAUAAUGUGUAUAUAUACUUGAUGAGGUUCUUUUGUAAGACACUAAUCUUAAAAAA